CAACACUAGCGAGUUCAGCCAAGGCCGUCAUCUACUUCACACAUUAGCAAACGUGCUGCCCUCGCUUCUAAGCAAUCACCAAGCAUACCCCGUGCCCCUCCCUAGCCAUGCCUCGAUUUCACGUUCCGAUCGUCGCGCUGGUUCUUGUAUCUGCUCUGGUCGCGGCAAACUUCUCGGAUGUGAACGCCCAGUCUUACAUGGCCAUCAAGGCCGCGGCAGCCCGAAAGACCGCUAACGACGCGGAAGCGGUGACGAACGCCGCGCUGGCGGAAUACAACACCAAGCUCAAGGCGGAGCAGGCGAUCCAGAAGCUCAUCGACGACGCGAACGCCGCUCUGGUAACCUCCCAGACGAAUCUCGCGAAUACCAAGAAGCAGCUGGACGACGCGAGGACCAAGGCGGAGAAAGCGCGUCAGGAAAUGAUCAAGUUCAGGAGCGCACUACAGACGGAGCAGGACUACCAUGACGAGCUCGAGCAGCAAGCUCAUCACAAAACAACCCCCAUUAAAUUGGUCCAAGUUUGGUCCAAUUAUGGUGCCCGCGCCCAAGAAUGGACCAAAUUUGGUCCAAAAUCUUGGACCACAGACGGUGUGGCUGCAAGGUAGAAUUCUGCCUAAUUUUCAAACCAGAUUUGACCAAAGCCAUACACCUAUGUAGGA
Messenger RNA from Closterium sp. NIES-67, 659 nucleotides. The record is from the annotation of a GenBank genome assembly. NCBI's taxonomy places the organism in Eukaryota, Viridiplantae, Streptophyta, Zygnematophyceae, Desmidiales, Closteriaceae.